UACAAAAAUAUGUUUACUAUAAGAAAAGCCGUGAAAGAGGAUUGUCAGUCAUUGAGAAUUCUUAUGCAAGAAUUUGCCGAAAAUUACAAAAUUAACGCAGAUUUGGUUUAUCCGUUGGAACAGAUUGAAGAACAGGGAUUCAGUGAUCAGCCAUCAAAACGAAAGUUUCAGGCACUGGUAGCUCAAAGUACUGACAGCAAACAACAACUUAUCGGUUAUAUCCUCUAUUUUAUGACAUAUUCUGCAUUUAACGGAAAAAUCAUUUAUACGGAAGAAGUUUAUGUCAAUGCAGAGUAUAGAAGCUGUGCUUUAGGUCGGUCACUGAUGAGAGAGUUGGCUAAAGAAGCCAUUCAAUUGUCUGUAGGCACUGUUGAAUGGGAUUGUAUAGACAAAAGCAUAAUGUUGUUUUAUAAGCGUUUGGGUGGUAAAGAUCUAACAGAAACUAAUGGCAUUCAUAUGUAUAAUCUUAAUGGCGAUAAACUAAAACAAUUGGCCGAUACAAGUGACUCGGAUGGCGAUCAAUGUCUGACAACUUGUAUUAGAAAAGCAACAAAAGAGGACAGUCGUAUUUUAAGGCAAUUAUGCCAAGAGUUCACUAAAGAGGUCAAUAUUGUUAGAGAUGUGGUCAGCCAUCAAGACUUGAUUGACAAUGGAUUGAGUGAUGGGUGCGCUAGUAGACAAUUGUUUCAUGUGUUUAUUGCCGACAGUGUAGACAGUGUAAAGCCGAUUGGAUACAUAUUUUAUUGUCGAUCAUACUCUCCAUGGUAUGGCACCGGCUUCUGGAUUCGCAACUUAUAUGUGCGGCCAGAGUACCGGCAAAAAGGUUUGUCUCAACAUCUGAUGGCAGCGGUGGCCAAACAUGCUAUCAGUGAGUUGCGAACGAGUUUAUUUUGGAGCGGCUGUGCUAGCGAUACGGUUAUCACCAGUCUCUCUGUCAGAUUUAAGGCCGACGACUUAACCGAUUACUUUGAUAUUCAUUUAUUCAAUUUGUCGGGCGAUAGUUUAGCACAGUUAGCCAAUAACUAA
This is a messenger RNA of Oppia nitens, 1026 nucleotides long. RefSeq lists its product as uncharacterized. Gene Ontology annotation, molecular function: N-acetyltransferase activity. NCBI's taxonomy places the organism in Eukaryota, Metazoa, Arthropoda, Arachnida, Sarcoptiformes, Oppiidae. The transcript has a single exon. The record is from RefSeq and is a predicted model, not a curated record. Bases 10 to 1026 code for a protein of 338 amino acids.